UCAAAACAAACCACGUCAUGAUCAUCCGGUUUAGCCACUGAUCACUGAUCAUUAAUCUUCUUCCCUCUUAUCCGAUGAGCGUUGCCACCGCACUUUCACAGCCGGUUUUUCCGGUUCCGUCAUUACAAAAAUCUCCUCCGUUUCGGAAACUGCAACAUUUUCAGUUCGGUUUCUCUAAUCGGCGUUCGAAGUUCAGAGUUUCGACGGCAGAGAAGCCACGGACUGAGCUACAAACUCAGUCACCAGCUAAAGAUGGUGUAAAAUCAUCGGUAGAAGAAAAGAAAGAGGAAUCAAGCGUUGAUUUAGGAUGGCUGCCUGCUUUUCCUCAUGCAUUGAUAGCUUCUAUGUCAAAUUUUCUGUUUGGUUAUCACAUAGGAGUGAUGAAUGGUCCGAUUGUUUCGGUUGCACGAGAGCUAGGGUUUGAAGGAGAUCCAAUUCUUGAAGGACUUGUGGUUAGCAUAUUUAUAGCUGGAGCAUUUAUUGGAAGCUUGACCUCUGGUUCGUUGGUGGAUAAACUUGGAUGUCGUCGUACAUUUCAGGUCGUCACGAUACCAUUAGCUCUUGGUGCUAUUAUAAGUGCACAAGCCCACUCCUUAGAUGAAAUACUUUUUGGAAGAUUUCUUGUUGGCCUUGGGAUUGGUGUGAACACCGUUCUCGUUCCAAUCUAUGUCUCGGAGGUUUCCCCUACUAAAUACAGGGGUUCAUUAGGAACCUUGUGUCAAAUUGGUACUUGUCUUGGGAUCAUUACGUCACUAUUCCUUGGAAUUCCCUCUGAAACGGAUCCGCAUUGGUGGAGGACAAUGCUGUAUAUUGCAAGUGCUCCUGCAUUUAUUCUUUCACUGGGUAUGCAGUUUGCCGUGGAAAGUCCCCGCUGGCUGUGUAAAAUAGGGAGAUUGGAUGAUGCUAAGUCAAUCAUCAAAAAUCUUUGGGGACCAUCUGAAGUGGAAAGAGCAAUUGAGGAUAUCCAAUCAGUCAUCAAGAAUGAUGGUAGUGAUGUGGGCGGUAGGUGGUUGGAACUCUUGGAGGAGCCGCACUCUAGAGUUGCACUUGUUGGAGGUUCCCUAUUUAUUCUACAACAAUUUGCUGGUAUAAAUGGAGUCCUUUACUUUUCAUCACUGACUUUUAAAGAUGUUGGCAUAGCAAAUGGUGCCUUAGCCAGCUUAUAUGUUGGGCUUACCAACUUUGCAGGUGCACUUUGUGCCUCAUACUUGAUCGACAAGGAAGGGAGGAAAAAGCUCUUACUAGGCAGUUACAUUGGAAUGGCUCUGUCAAUGUUUCUUAUAGCAUGCUCAAUCAGUUUUCCAGUAGAUGAAGAACUUGGUCACAACUUAUCAAUCAUUGGAGUUCUUAUGUAUAUAUUUACCUUUGCUAUUGGAGCUGGUCCAGUAACUGGUCUUAUCAUUCCUGAGCUUAGCAGUGCCAAGAUGCGCGGAAAGAUUAUGGGAUUCAGUUUUUCUGUUCACUGGGUUUGCAAUUUCUUGGUGGGUCUGUUCUUUCUGGACUUGGUGGAGAUUCUUGGAGUUGCUCCAGUUUAUGCAGGCUUCGGCAGCGUUUCAUUGUUAGCUGCUCUAUAUGCCAAGUACAACAUAAUUGAAACAAAAGGACGGUCUCUCGAGGAAAUUGAAAUUUCACUAAACCCCAGUUUAUCAGAUACUGAUAAGUAUAAGCAGUAGUAACAGCCAGCAGUAGCAAAGCUACUGUAAAACCAGCGUAAGGCUGUAUAAUUCUCUUGUUUUGCACUAAUAGUAGUAGCAGAACUCAAAAUUUUGUUUCUCUUGUUUUUGCUCUUGGCAUUUUGCCAGCUUUGUAAUGUAAUUCUUAUUAAACAUCAAUUUUAUUUGAUUUGGUGCA
Molecule: messenger RNA, 1851 nt
Organism: Mercurialis annua (annual mercury)
Lineage: Eukaryota; Viridiplantae; Streptophyta; Magnoliopsida; Malpighiales; Euphorbiaceae
Product: probable plastidic glucose transporter 1
Exons: 12
Coding region: 75-1673 (532 amino acids)
Biological process (GO): monosaccharide transmembrane transport
Cellular component (GO): membrane
Molecular function (GO): hexose transmembrane transporter activity
Source: RefSeq, a predicted model, not a curated record